UCUAGACACUACACCCUUCCUUUCUUCCUUCCUUUGCUUCUUCUCUCUACAAUACUAUCUAUAUAUAUAUAUACAUAACAAACUCCUCUAAGUUCUAACAAACAAUCGCAACAACCACUCUCAAAAUGAUAUAUAUCAAAUUCUCAAUCUCACUAUAGAUUGCAAAUGCGCACGUUAGCCCCCGUCCCUUUCUUUCAAACCCACAUUUCUUCCAAAUAACACAAACAACGACAACAACAUUUUGCUUCCAACUGACACCGACUUUUCCCCGCGCACGUUAGCGUCGUCUUCUUCUUUGUUGAAAUUGGAUCGGAUCGUUUUCAAAGUCUGCGUCUGAAAAGCUUUUCAAAUUAAUAAGUUGCUCGCAGAAAAUCCUCUUCCGAGUUCAGGGGAAGGUAUUGAUAAUUUUGCUAUGCGGGGUCGUCAUUCUGAUUUUUCCUUUAUGUACAAACGUGGGCCAUCGAAGGACUAUAUAAACGAUUUUGACAGAGAAGGAAGUUCUGUACGUUUACUGAAUGGCAAAGAUAUUGGAAACCCUUCAUGGAAGCGCUCUUUGCCACAUAUUCUAGUGGCAACUAUCUCUUCAUUCCUAUAUGGCUACCAUCUUGGAGUAGUCAAUGAGACCCUAGAAAGCAUCUCUAUAGACCUUGGCUUUAGUGGGGAUACCUUUGCUGAAGGUCUAGUGGUGAGUACAUGUUUAGGAGGUGCCUUUUUUGGAUCUCUUUUCAGUGGCUGGGUUUCAGAUGGGCUUGGGCGGAAAAGGGCAUUUCAACUUUGUGCCCUACCAAUGAUAAUUGGUGCGUCUAUGAGUGCAACAACGAAUAGUCUGUGGGGUAUGCUUCUAGGGAGGUUAUUUGUUGGAACUGGGAUGGGGCUUGGCCCACCUGUUGCAUCUCUCUAUGUGGCAGAGGUGUCACCGACUUUUAUAAGGGGUACUUAUGGGAGCUUCACUCAAAUUGCUACAUGUCUAGGACUUUUGGGAGCUCUUUUUAUUGGACUCCCAGCCAAGGAAAUAGUUGAUUGGUGGCGGGUUUGUUUUUGGGUAUCUAUCGUUCCAGCUGUACUACUUGCCCUUUGCAUGGAGUUCUGUGCAGAGAGUCCCCAUUGGCUUUUAAAGAGAGGAAGAGGAGCUGAAGCCGAAGCCGAGUUUGAGAGGCUUCUGGGAGGAUUACAUGUCAAAUCUGCAAUGGCAGAAUUGUCAAGGUCAGAGAGAGGAGAUGAGGUGGAUACAGUAAAAUUAUCUGAGUUGUUAUAUGGCCGCUAUUUCAAAGUGGUUUUCAUUGGCUCUACCCUUUUUGCUUUACAACAGCUAUCUGGCAUAAAUGCUAUAUUCUAUUUCUCUACCACUGUCUUUAAGAGCUUUGGUGUGCCUUCUGAUCUUGCAAACAUAUGCGUGGGAUUCUCAAAUUUAUUUGGGUCAGUAGUUGCAACAAUGUUGAUGGAUAAACUUGGAAGAAAGGUGCUUCUUCUUGGAAGUUUUUCAGGCAUGGUAGUGUCGAUGGCACUUCAAAUAAUGGCAACAAGUUCUUUCGCAUCAGGCUCUGGAGCAUUGUAUCUAUCUGUUGGUGGCAUGCUGCUAUUUGUCUUUACAUUUUCUCUUGGUGCUGGUCCAGUCCCUGGUCUACUCCUUUCAGAAAUUCUUCCUGGCCGGAUUAGGGCUAAGGCAAUGGCAGUUUGCAUGGCUGUGCACUGGGUUAUAAAUUUCUUUGUUGGUCUAUUGUUUUUGCCCCUGCUGGAGCGAAUAGGGGCAGGAGUGCUGUAUUCAAUCUUUGCUGCCUUCUGUGUGUUAGCUGUGAUUUUUGUGAAGAGCAAUGUUUUGGAAACGAAAGGAAAAUCACUCCAAGAAAUUGAAAUUGCACUUCUUCCAUCCGAGUAGAGGUAUUUGGUUGAGAAUAAAAAUUUCUGAGGCGGUUUCUGGAAUAUGGAGCCCUUAUUCUUGUUGAUCCUAACUUUGUCCAUCCAAAUUUGUGCAUUGUUUCGAGUCGCAGAUAGAUAAUGGACAUUUGUAUACCAUUUAACAUCUGUUCUGCCAGAGUUCUGAUUCAAAAGUGAUCAUCUUUGCCAACUGAUGCUAUUGGUGGAGAACUUGGAAAGGACACAUUCUUUGCGUGCUCACUGUGGAAGGCUUUAGUAGUGGAGUUUUUUGUUUAUAAAAUAUAUAUAUUUUUUUCCUGGCCACGUAGAUGUUAUUUCCUAUUUAAUUUAUUAAGCCAAUGUAGUAUACCUGAUAGACCUGAAUAAUAUAUAUUGAAAUGCAUUGAAUCAACGUUACUAAACCCUACAUUUCUGUGUGCAUAUGUUAUAUA
This is a messenger RNA of Quercus lobata, 2306 nucleotides long. RefSeq names its product Major facilitator superfamily protein (gene SGB1). The record is from RefSeq and is a predicted model, not a curated record. Bases 413 to 1876 code for a protein of 487 amino acids. The transcript is spliced from 15 exons. Gene Ontology annotation, biological process: monosaccharide transmembrane transport. Gene Ontology annotation, molecular function: hexose transmembrane transporter activity. Gene Ontology annotation, cellular component: membrane. Lineage: Eukaryota; Viridiplantae; Streptophyta; Magnoliopsida; Fagales; Fagaceae.